Messenger RNA from Manis javanica (Malayan pangolin), 7905 nucleotides. The record is from RefSeq and is a predicted model, not a curated record. Lineage: Eukaryota; Metazoa; Chordata; Mammalia; Pholidota; Manidae.
GAAUAUGUUCAUGAAUUACGAUCUGGUAUUUCAGAUGAGAAACUUCUUAACUGCCUUGAAUCUCUGAGGGUUUCUUUAACCAGCAAUCCUGUCAGCUGGGUUAACAACUUUGGCCAUGAAGGUCUUGGACUCUUAUUGGAUGUGCUGGAAAAGCUUCUGGACAAGAAACAGCAAGAAAAUAUUGACAAGAAGAAUCAGCAUAAACUUAUUCAGUGCCUCAAAGCAUUUAUGAAUAAUAAAUUUGGACUGCAAAGGAUUCUAGGAGAUGAAAGAAGUCUUUUACUACUGGCAAGAGCAAUUGACCCCAAACAACCCAACAUGAUGACUGAAAUAGUAAAAAUACUUUCUGCUAUUUGCAUUGUUGGAGAAGAGAACAUUCUAGAGAAACUCUUAGGGGCUAUAACUACAGCAGCAGAAAGAAAUAACAGGGAACGAUUUUCACCAAUUGUGGAAGGAUUAGAAAAUCAUGAAGCUUUGCAGUUACAGGUGGCCUGCAUGCAGUUUAUAAAUGCCCUUGUCACUUCUCCUUAUGAGCUUGAUUUUCGUAUACAUUUAAGGAAUGAAUUCCUGCGUUCAGGACUAAAAGCAAUGUUACCAGAUUUAAAAGAAAAAGAAAAUGAUGAACUUGAUAUUCAGUUGAAAGUAUUUGAUGAGAACAAAGAAGAUGACCUAACUGAAUUGUCACACCGUCUCAAUGACAUUCGAGCAGAAAUGGAUGAUAUGAAUGAAGUAUACCAUCUUCUGUAUAAUAUGUUAAAGGACACUGCUGCUGAAAAUUACUUAUUAUCCAUUCUACAACAUUUUCUGCUGAUCAGAAAUGAUUAUUUUAUCAGGCCACAGUAUUAUAAAAUAAUUGAGGAGUGUGUUUCACAGAUAGUGUUGCACUGCAGUGGCAUGGACCCAGAUUUCAAGUACAGGCAAAGAUUAGACAUUGAUCUCACUCAUCUCAUAGAUUCUUGUGUGAACAAGGCGAAAGUUGAAGAGAGUGAACAAAAAGCAGUGGAAUUUUCAAAGAGGUUCGAUGAAGAAUUCACAGCUCGACAGGAAGCUCAGGCUGAGCUUCAGAAAAGAGAAGAAAAAAUCAAAGAGCUCGAAACAGAAAUCCAGCAACUUCGAACCCAGGGACAUGGACUCUCAGGUUCAUCAGGAAUUCCGGGUCCGCCUCCACCACCAGGUGGUGGGCCAGCCCCACCACCACCUCCACCAGCACCACCUUUACCUGGAGGAGCUCCCACUCCUCCCCCACCUCCUCCCCCACCUCCUUUACUUGGAAUGCCUGGUGUUCCACCACCACCACCUGUCUUUGGAGCACCACCUGUUCUACCUUAUGGGAUGAAGCAGAAAAAGAUAUAUAAACCCGAGGUGUCCAUGAAGAGAAUGAAUUGGUCACAGAUUGAGCCCACACAAUUAUCUGAAAACUGUUUCUGGUUAAAAGUUAAGGAGGAAAAGUUUGAAAAUCCAGAUCUCUUUGCAAAACUGGCAAUGAAUUUUGCUACCCAGAUAAAAGUUCAAACGAAUUCAGAAACUGCAGAAGAAAACACACUGCCUACAAAGAAGAAAGUGAAAGAAUUGAGAGUUUUGGAUCCUAAAAUAGCCCAGAAUCUGUCUAUCUUCCUAGGAUCAUAUCGUAUGUCAUAUGAAGAUAUAAAGAACAUUGUUCUGGAGGUUAACGAAGAAAUGUUGAGUGAGGCCUUAAUUCAGAACCUUGCAAAAUAUCUUCCUGAGGAGGAGGUACUCAGUGAAUUAGCACAGCUGAAAAAUGAAUACAAUGACCUCUGUGAGCCUGAACAGUUUGGACUUGUGAUGAGCUCAGUGAAAAUGUUGCAUCCGCGUCUCAACAGCAUUCUUUUCAAGCUCACGUUUGAAGACCACAUAAACAACAUUAAACCCAGCAUCAUGGCAGUGACUCUUGCCUGUGAAGAGCUAAAGAAAAGUGAAAGCUUUAACAGACUUUUAGAGUUAGUUCUUUUGGUUGGAAACUACAUGAACUCAGGCUCACGAAAUGCCCAGUCUUUGGGUUUUAAGAUCAACUUCCUUUGUAAGAUCAGAGAUACUAAAUCAGCCGAUCAAAAAACAACACUUUUGCAUUUUAUUGCUGAAAUUUGUGAGGAAAAGUACCGGGAUAUCCUGAAAUUUCCUGAAGAACUAGAACAUAUAGAGAGUGCAAGCAAAGUUUCAGCUGAAAUUCUCAAGAGUAACCUUGAAGCAAUGGAACAACAAGUCAUUAAUCUGGAACGUGACAUCAAGAAAUUCCCCCAAACAGAAAAUCAACAUGAUAAGUUUGUGGCAAAGAUGACAAGCUUUACAAAGACUGCCAGAGACCAAUAUGACAAACUGUCCAUUAUGCACAAGAACAUGGUAAAGCUGUAUGAGAAUCUUGGAGAAUACUUUAUUUUUGAUACUAAGACAGUGAUCAUGGAAGACUUUUUUGGUGAUCUCAACAACUUCCGAACUUUGUUUCUGGAAGCAGUGAAAGAAAACAACAAGAAAAAAGAAAUGGAAGAGAAGAUUAGGAGGGCAAAGCUUGCAAAAGAGAAAGCUGAACAAGAAAAGUUAGAACGCCAGAAGAAAACGAAACAGCUCAUUGAUAUAAACAAAGAGGGUGAUGAGACUGGCGUGAUGGAUAAUCUUCUAGAAGCCCUACAAUCAGGAGCAGCAUUCCGAGACCGCAGAAAGCGAAUUCCAAGGAAUCCAGAUACCAGACGAGUACCUUUGGAAAGGUCCCGCUCUCGCCACAAUGGAGCUUUCGCAUCUAAGUGAUUCCCAAUGCCAAAGAACAUGAAAAUAUUUAAGUCAACAAAAUUUACUUUUAGAGAGCAAAACAUGCAUUCAAGGAAUGGGGAGAGAAUAACUGCAUUUCUACAAACAGCAAGCGAAGCUGGGUGAGAUAGUGUGCAUUUGUAAAGCUAUUCCAAGACUCCUCCCACAGUUCCACUAAUAUGAGCACAAUCAUCAGGAUCGUAAGAUGUGUUCCGUUUUAGUGAAAAGAUGUGGAUUACUUGUUAUUGUGUGUGACCUGAUGGUGAUGAUGAAUGGUAUAAAAACAGUUCUAAGGCUUUCAAAGACAUUUCGCCUAUCAAAAAUUUACAAAUUUACUCAAAUGUGUAGGUCCCUCCAAAUAAAAAGGAAGAGAAAAGAAAGAGAAUUAUUCAAUGUCCUCUUGUAAUUCCUGUCGCAUAGAAAAAGAAAGGGCCAGUGCAAAUGUGAUUUGGAGAGGCACUAAUAUUGCACACUCUGUAAGAGAAGCCACUUUGGAAAUGCAAAAAAAAGCCCUGCUUCACUCGUGUCAAGUUAUUCAGAAUCUUAUCACAAGUGAAAGCUGAUGGAUUCAUCUGCUUUGGCUUGAAAUUAAAUUUAUCAUCAAUCUAGAGUUUCAGCAUGAUAUUGCAGGCACUUAUCAUUGCUAAAAAUAAACCAAAGUUUAACAGAAGCAGUUAGAGAAAGUGAUUUAAACUUUAUUUAAAGAGGUAUUUUCUAAUUGUGCACAUAUAUCUACUUUAUACAAAUAACUUUAUAUGGCUAUUUUUGAGAAAAACCUCACAUUUUAAUGUUUAUGCUAGGGACAGACCUGAAAAUUCUAUUACCUUUAUUUAGAUUUUUAAAGGUAAAUAUCAAUUCCUACUCUUUGUGGUUUACUUCUUCUACUGCCUCUGUUGCCUCUUUCUCCCAUGACCCCCUUGAAGGCAGAGAAUAGAGUUCUAGAAAACCUGAGAGGAAAAAUAUUUCUCUCUGCAGGAAGCAGCAGAAACUGUCUGAAAGGUCAAUUGUUUUAUCUGUCUUCCUACUCCCUUUCCAAUUCUGCCUUGAUGGCCUGAAGAAGAAAAAGAAAUUGUAUGUAUGUAUGUGUAUAUAUGAAUAUAUAUUUAUAUUUCCUAUUACAAUAAUUCCACAUCCCAGUGACCAAGUGAACUUCUCAAUCAUCAUCAUAUUUGCCUACCUUACAUUAACAUAUUAAAGUGAUGCUGCCAAACAGCCCUAGGAGAAAAAAUGGGCUGUACAUUUUUCUUAAAGAGAUGAGAGAGUAGAAGUUACACUUAACUUGUCUGUUGUUUGAAAAUAUGCAUUGAAAUAAUGUGUAACUUCUCUAGAGUGCAAUUUUAAGACUAAUCCAUGCAGAUGAUUGUGAUUAUCAUAAAAGAUUUCUUACUAUGACUAUUUCUUAUACAGAAUAUCCUAUUUCUACUCCUCCAAAGCACAUUCUCGAUAUUCAGAAAGAACAAAUGACUGGCUUGCCAAGUCGCUACCGGAGAUAAUGUAAGCAAGUGACCAGUAGCUCACAGUUUCCUUUAAUACAGAUGUACAGUGAUUCAGACUUCUGCCUGUUCCUCCAGUGCAUUCUUUCUUGGCAAUUAUGCUUUAAAAAGCUCUGAAGCUGCUACAUUAGAAAAAUCAGGCAGAAUAACAGUAUCUGAGAUUUUACCAUUUUAAAUUAUCUGAGGACACACACAUAUGCGCACACAAACAAGUUUAAGGGACAUAAUUUCAUACCCUGUUUUUGUAACAACAACAGAGACCUAAGUUCUACAAGUUCAUGUAAAUAAGCUGUGUAUUUUUGACUUCACAAAGUCUUUUCAGAAUCUUCAUGGUAUGGCUUCUUUCAGUCUUUUGACAGCUUUUCCAGCUCUGGGAAAAUGAUUAUUUUGAAAUAUUAACCCUGACUGAAAUCUGGGGGUAUUUGCCAUGCCAUAUUACCAAGCUGGUUAAAGGUGGAAACACAAAUGUGUAUCACCUUUUCCAGAUGUGAACUUGCCUUAUUUUUUAGUUUGUGAAAAAAAAAUUGAAGAACUAUUACUAAUAAAUUAUAUCUUUGUAUUUAGAAGCAGUCCCAUAUGUUUUUUACAAACAUUAUGAACUAUUUCAGGGUCUUUCAUGAAGUUUUAAUAAUUGAAUUUAAGGGUUUGCUUCCCAGAUUUGUAAUGGUCCUGCUCUAGCCAUUUGCAGUUUUGUUGCAGUUUGAAAAUUAUCACCAAAAACAAGAGAGUAGCAUUUUUAGUAUAUUAUACUAAGUCUUUUGUUGGGUUUAUUACUGCCCCAUGUGAGAAGUACCAAUUUAUGCAGAUUUUCUUCAGAAUGUUUCUAAAAGUGCAAAACCCUUUAAAUGUUUACCAGUCAUAUUAGUUUCUUUGGCUGCUAUAACAAAUCAACACAAACUUGGUGGUGUGACACAUCAGAAGUGUAUUCUCUCAUGGUUCAGGUGGCCAGAUGUCCAAAAUCAGGGGCCAUACUCCCUCCAGAGGCUCUAGAGGAGCAACAUCUUCCCUUGCCUCUUCCAGCAUGUGGUAGCUAGUGGCGUACCUGGGUUAUGGCAGCGUUCCCUCUCUGCUUCUUCACCUUCACAUCACCAUCACCUUCCUGUGUAUCUAAUCUUCCUAUGCUUUUCUCUUAUGAGGACACUUUUGCUGGAAUUUAGGGCCCACCCACAUAAUCCAGGAUAAUUUCGUCUCAAGAUCCUAAACUUGGUCACAUCUGUAGGACCCUUUUUCCAAUUAAGGUUCUAGCGAUUAAGGUGUGGAUGAGUCUUUUUAGAGGUGACAGUCAACCCACUACAACCUGACCUCUGGCCCUCCAAAUUUGUCCCCUGUGUAAAAUAUAUUCCCCCAUACCAACACCCCCAAAAGUCUCAACCCAUCAACUGGAACAACAACUCUAAAUCUAAAAUCUCAUCCAAACAUCAUCAGGUCAAAAGUCACAAAUGUCAUCAGCUAAAUCAGGACUAGGUGAAAAUCCUGGGGGCAAAAUUCCUCUCCACCUGUGAACCAGUGAAACAAGUUACCUGCUUGCAAAAUAAAAUGGUGGGACAGGUAUAAGGUUAAUAGUUAUAGAUCCUGUUCCAAAAAGGAGAAAAUGGAAAGGAGUUCCCUGUCCUGAUGAUUUUCAAACUUCAGGCAGGAAAAAUCCCUUUAGGUUUAAAGACCUCACAAUAAUUCUCCAUGUCUCAGGCCCCCAACACUUUACGGCUGCAGCUCUGGCCUCUGGGUCAUGAAUUGAGUCUCUGCUUCUGUGCCCGUACUUGGGCUUCUGCCUCUGCCCUAGGGGCAAGCCUUUAUAUCAUGGGGUAGCACAUAUUUGCAGCCUUAUCAGCCUGCUUCCUGCCUGUAAAAUUUUGGUCUUCUGACAGACUUCAUUCAUUUUGUCCUAUGUGUCCCUCUCAGGGUAACCUAGGACUGUUUCUGCUGAUACAACAUUCUCAAAAUCUUUGUAGGCCUCCCGGGUAUGUCACAUUGAUUCAAUAGUAAGACAAGAGAGUCCUCACAGAUGUUUGCCAAAUAAUCCCAUCUCUAUUCCUGGCUUCUACUGAGAUGAUUGAAUGGAUCCAUGGGGUCAAUGCCUGCUCUCUUAAGUACUAGCCAAAGGUUGUCUAGCCACACCUUUGGCUCCAUCUACAGAACACAUUAUCCUAACAGGAAAUCUCCUAAUUUUAGUAUCUUUUGCAAUCUGAAUAGGCUCAAAAUUUCCUGACCCACCAAGUGCUGGGUCCUUUCUGCUUAAGAGUUCUUUUCUCAUUUUAUCUCUUUCCUCUUGUAUUUUACUUUAAGCUCAAUCAGAAAGUAGGCCAUUACCUCCAACACUUUGCUUGGAAAUCUCCUCAGCUAAAUAUCCAAGUUCCUUUCCUAACUUUACAAAUUCUACUUUCCACACAACUGCUAGAGACAAUUCAGAUAAGCUUUUGCUGCUGUAUAACAAGGAUCAUCUUUCCUCUAGUUUCCAAUAAAAUGUUCCUCACUUCCUUCUGAGCUGUCACCAGAAGCACCUUUAGCAUUCAUAUUUCUAACAAUCUAGCAAUCUAUGAUUUUUCAAUCAAAUGCAGCCUCUUCCAGUCUCUACCCAUUGUCCAGUUCCAAAGCCACUUCCAAAUGUUUAGGUAUUUUAGUAGUACCUUACUGCCUGGUACUAAAAUCUGUAUUAGGUUAACAGCUUACUCCAAGCAUGUUUAGCUUAAAACAACAGCAAUGUACUUUGUUAUUAUUUUGGAGGCAAGAAGUCCUAACUUGCAAUUUGGGCAGGGCUGCACUCUCUCUGGAGGUUCUAGGGGAAAAUCCAUUCCUAUAGCCCCUUGCGGUUUCUUGUAACUGUCAUCCUCCCUUGGCUUGAUGCCAAAUCUCUCUGUUCUAUCUUCCCUCACCUUUCCCUCUGGAUAUCUAAUCUACCUCUGCCUCUUUUUAUAAAGACACUUGUGAUGGCAUUUAGGGCCCACCCAGCUUAUCCAUGAUAAUCUCCUCAUCUCAAGAUCUUAACUCAAUUAUAUCUGUCAAGACCCUUUUUCCAAAUAAAGUAACAUCACAGGUUCCAGAAAUUAAAACAUGGACAUGCCUUUGGGGAGCCACCAGUCAGCUCACUACACUAGUCAUGGCACAUAAAUGUACUUUUUACUUUUUAAAAUGGAUUGUCAGUGCUCAAGCCAAAUUCAAGGUUGUCUCUAAAAGCUAUUGUUUGCACAGGCUACUGCAUGCUUUGAUGUUAAAUAGCUAAACAGGUUUCUACACUUUAGUUUCAUACGUUUGCUACUAUAGCCAAUUAGCCUGAAAAAAAUAAUUGGUUCCAACUGUGAGCUCUGGGAUAGCUCUUCUGUCCCUUUUAUGGAGUCUUUGACCAAAUGUGUUCUAUGAUUCAUGAUGCAGGCAUAAAACUACCUCUGAUACAGAAGGCUUCUUUACAAACUUACUUUAGAUAUUGUGAAUCCCUCAGCUGAAAGGAGCGGUGACCGCAAAGCCUGCUUUGAUGGUAUUCAGGGAGAUUGUGGCCAUGCCAAGACAACCAGAAGUAGUUAGAUAGCAGUAGAACUGUGGGUUCAUGCUCUCAUUUUUCCUUGGAAUAAACAUCUGUCUCUUUACAAGACUAAGAAUGACUUGUAAUCUGUGUGUAAUGCAUACUUAAUUAUUCAAUAAAGUUAAGAUAUAAAUUAAA